Ipomoea triloba (trilobed morning glory) is the source of this 1093-nucleotide messenger RNA. RefSeq names its product steroid 5-alpha-reductase DET2. The transcript is spliced from 2 exons. The coding region runs from base 160 to 960 and encodes 266 amino acids. Gene Ontology annotation, biological process: brassinosteroid biosynthetic process. Gene Ontology annotation, cellular component: membrane. NCBI's taxonomy places the organism in Eukaryota, Viridiplantae, Streptophyta, Magnoliopsida, Solanales, Convolvulaceae. The record is from RefSeq and is a predicted model, not a curated record. Gene Ontology annotation, molecular function: 3-oxo-5-alpha-steroid 4-dehydrogenase activity.
GUCUACCAUAAUAAUACGCCUUGAAUCCUUAAUCAAAAUCCGUAAACUUGAUGACUAUAGUUGACUGUAAAGUGAAGGCUGCGGAGAUUUUCGUCGUUGAAGCGCUGCGAGGUUGGAUCAAGAUUGAAGAGAGCCUGCCAGGUUGAAGAAAAAUUGAAAAUGAUGUCUAUCCGAGAAGUAUUGGAAUCGGAUCAAUGGCUCUUCCGCUAUAGCGUCUUGGUUCUGCUCCUCAUUGCGCCGCCUGUGUACAUCGCCUGCCGCUUCAUCACCGCGCCUUUUGGCAAACAUGUCCGCCCUGGAUGGGGGCCCACCAUCAGCCCGCCGUUGGCUUGGUUUCUCAUGGAGAGCCCUGCUAUAUGGCUCACGCUUCUCCUAUUCCCUUUUGGCAGGAACUCUUCCAAUCCGCUCGCCCAAAUCCUUAUGUCUCCGUAUCUGCUUCACUACGCCCACCGCACCAUCGUCUACCCGCUCAGGCUCUACCUCACCUCCGAUCCGCGGAAAGCGGCCGCUGGUUUCCCUGUAAGUGUUGCUUUGAUGGCGUUCACUUUCAAUAUUCUGAAUGCUUAUUUGCAGACCAGAUGGGUCUCCCAUUAUGCGGAUUAUGAGGGUGAUGCGUUGUUCUGGUGGCGAUUCGCUUGCGGAAUGGCAGUUUUUCUGGCCGGGAUGGCCGUGAAUGUAUGGGCUGAUAAAGUAUUGCUUCGUUUGAAGAGUGAGGGUGGUGGGUAUAAGAUUCCCAGAGGUGGACUGUAUGAGUAUGUGAGUUGCCCUAACUACUUUGGGGAGAUUUUGGAGUGGUUGGGCUGGUUUUUGAUGACUUGGUCAACUGCUGGCUUUGCUUUCUUUCUCUUCACUUGUGCCAACUUGAUGCCCCGGGCUUGGUCUCAUCGCGAAUGGUACUUGGAGAAAUUUGGGGAAGAUUAUCCAAGGAAAAGAAAGGCUGUAAUUCCAUUUCUGUACUGACAUUUAUUGGUUAGUAGUAAUGUGAUGGCAAUUGGAUUGGAUGAUGCUUAAUCUAGUUUUCUUCUUGUUACUUAAUGGAAACCGUAUUUCCCAUGGAGAAGAAAAAGAGAGUUACCUGUCUAUUGGUCAUUUA